UUCAUAGUAAAGCCUAAAGGUAACAGUGUAUAGACUGUUGUCAUGUUAGUAGGCUGUUCCGAAGUCAAUAGUGUUGUUAUAUUACUGUUGAAAGUACUAAAUUGAAUGUUAUUUCAACUCAGGGAUGAUGAAAGCAAUGGUGUUAUACUGUUAUGUGAAUGUUCAGUAAUAUUUAACAUAUGCUUUCAUAACAAGAACACAAAAAAACCUACAGAAAGGGGUAUUAUCAAGGAAAUACUUCUAUGAACUUCUGAGCAUAUGUCUAAAUGUAUAACUCCCAGAUUGGUAUUUGAACUUCAAGCUGAACACAAAGAAAAGCUUUUAUGCAAGCAGCAUAGUUUUAUAAGAGCUGGCAUUUAUUUAAAGAGUUGUGAGGUGGUUGUUCACAAGAUGACAUCAUCCAUGACAUCUCGAGCUACCAUGUCAGAAUACCAAUGGGUCUACUCAUUGAUGGACUCUUCUCGGGUAUCUACAUUUUUAAUAUCAAUUCUUUUGAUUGUUUAUGGCAGCUUUAGAUCACUAAAUAUGGAACAGGAGGCUAAACAGAAACAGCAUGAAAGAAAUUGUCAAAAUCCAGAAAGUAAUGUUCAGACUCUGGACACUGUCCAAGCCUUGUGUCUACCCCUUGGUGCAUCCAUAUCUCUUCUCAUCAUGUUCUUUUUCUUUGAUUCAAUGCAAAUGUUGUUUGCCAUUUGUACAGCCAUCAUUGCUACCAUUGCUCUGGCAUUUCUACUGUUACCAAUGUGCCAGUACAUCAUUAGGCCAUGUUCUGAUGGCACCAAAAUAUCAUUCGGAAUCUGUGGAAGGUUUACAGCCGGUGAACUAGUUUCAUUUGCCUUAUCCAUUUCCAUUGUAUGUGUUUGGGUCCUUACUGGGCAUUGGCUCCUUAUGGAUGCAAUGGGUAUGGGACUAUGUGUGGCAUUCAUUGCUUUUGUUCGGUUACCAAGUCUUAAGGUGUCCACGUUGCUGCUUACUGGUCUGCUCAUUUAUGAUGUCUUUUGGUUGACAGAAAAGAAAAAGAAGACCCAGGUUUUUUUCUCAUCAUAUAUGUUCAAUGCAAAUGUGAUGGUAAAAGUGGCAACAAGGCCAGCUGACAAUCCGAUGGGAUUAGUUGCCAAAAAAUUCCAUUUUGGAGGAAUGAUUCGUGAAGCUCCAAAACUUUCACUUCCUGGAAAGUUAGUGUUUCCAAGCAUGCACAACAAUGGACAUUUUUCAAUGUUAGGACUAGGAGAUAUUGUGAUGCCAGGACUCCUGCUCUGUUUUGUGUUGCGAUACGAUGCUUACAAGAAAACUCAGCUUAGCUCAGCUGAAACAGGUGUACCCCCACCAAAUCAACUGAAUAAGAUUUCCUACUUCCAUUGCUCAUUGAUUGGCUACUUUCUAGGGCUUUUGACAGCAACAGUAUCUUCAGAAGUAUUUAAAGCAGCUCAGCCAGCUCUACUGUACCUGGUACCUUUUACCCUUCUUCCCUUACUCAUCAUGGCUUACUUAAAGGGUGAUUUGAGACGAAUGUGGAGUGAACCUUUCAUCACUUCACCACCAUCUAAACACUUGGAAGUAUGAAAAGAAAAAGAAGUUAAAUAUCUUACUGCAUUGAGAAAUAUGAUUUAGUUGCUGAGACUUCAGUUAUAAGUUACAAAACAAUGUAUUGUGUAUAUGGUGGUCAUAAUCAACCAGAAGAACUGGGCUUGAACUGUGUUUCACAAAUAGAUUAAACAUUUUUUGUGAAUGUGGUCAGAUUCUUGAACCUUUAACUAAUUGUGUUUUUACAACUAUCUUAUAAGCAAAAGGCCAGUACAUUUUAAAGCUGUGACUACUCUGUAAAGCAUCUACUUUGAAAUGAGGCAUACAUUGUGACGUUGAUAUGCUGUCUAUAAUUGAUUUAUUCAUUGUCUUCUCAGUAUUUUUUCAUUAUAAAUUUCAAAGAUUUCAAAAUUGAAAACAAACUCAACUGCAUGAAAAUUGUCUUUAUGUCAAUUUCUGUGUCAAAGUUGUUAUAAAGGGAAAAACAGUUGUUUUCAGUUUAUGAUUAUUUCUGUUUCUUAAUGUAUCAAAAUAUUUAUAAAAGUAUCAUUUCUUGACCAAAUACUCAGACCCAUUUUGAAAAGUUAAACUUAAAAUUAUUGUUAUAUAAGAAUAUCUGUUAUUUUUAUUUAUUAACAACUCACUUCACUGUUUUUUAAAUGAAAAUUAAAAAGUCUGUUUUCAUUUCAAUUUAAAGCAAUAAGUAUUAAUCUCAGGAUGUGUGUGCAUUUAUUAACACUAUUGACUGUGUUAAAGCUUUGACAUUUUGAAAAAUAUUUAAAAUGUAGAAGUAUUUAAAAUGGCUAUGAGUAUAACUAAUUCCCAGUAAAAAAUACAUUCAACUUACAUGGAAAUCAGCCUUUUGUGAUUAAUAUUAUCAUUUUAUACAUAUUGUGAUGAUGUAAUAAAGUUGUGGAAAGAGUCUCAUUAUUGGUUAUCUUAGUAAGAGACACAAGAAGGGUUACAGAACACCAAGAAAGACCUAAGAUAUGUUGUUUAUUAAAUCUAAGUUCCUCAUGGAAUUUAAAUCUUUGAAUGAUUAAAAUUUGCCUAAAAAACUAGGUUUUUUUUUACAUAUUGAACAAAGCUGUUUGUGAUGAAAAGUUUAGCUAGUUCAAUUUGUAUAGUUUAUUGUUGUCCAUAUAGUCAUUAUAUUAGAAAUCUUUACCAAAAAAAUCAAUUCUUUAUUGUGCACUCUCUGAACUUCUUUAUGUUAGUGUUAGCAUUACUAUGAUGUUUAAAUUUUUUUCAUAAUCUUGUGUUUUGGGGUAAUUGUUAAUAAUUAAUGGUAGCAAAUAAUCAUUCUUGAUGUGAAACUAGAGGAGUUUUAUGAUGUUUUUGAUUAUUUUCAAAAGUAUUUUAACAUUUCAAGUAUUUUGAAAAAGGCAUUCAGUACUUGAUAUUUAGUAAAAGUUACAGUCGAUGUUGAUGGGAUGGACAAUAUAGAAUUAUGGUUUCUUUCUUUGUAUUUCUGUUUAAUGUACCAUAAGUGUAUUACAGCUUAAUGGUUGAAGAGGUAUAGAUAGUUUAGUACAAAUGCAUGAAUUAAGCUAAUCAACAAAUGUAAAUAAACUCCUUUUAAGAAAAUGUUUUUGAAAUGAAUAUUAAAAGCUUUUUCUCUGAUUUUUUUUAAGCUUUUCUGACUAAAACUAUUUAGUCUAAAAGAAGAGAUGAAACUAACAAAUUCUCCUUGUUGACAAACCUGACACAGUUCCAUAGCAGGGCUACAUAACAUGUUAGAGCUAGAAAGUCCUAUGCUUGAGAAAUACCAACUGGCUUAAAAGCUGUUUGGUAUAUGUUUGUGACAUAAAUUUUAUUAUGAGAAUUUUGUCAUAUACUUAAGGAUAUUGCUGGCUAUCAUUAGUUACAUUUAACUUUGUAAUUCCUGUUGUGCAUAUUUCCCAUACAUCAGACCUUCUACUGUAGUGUGCUGAGCUGUAACAUGAGGUUUAGUAUAAUACACUUAUUGCAGGAGAUAUGCCACAAACAAACAUUAUAUACGUAAGGAACCAAGUUAAACAAGAAACAGGUAGGAGGUAACUUUAUUCUCCUCUCAUUCCACUGUACCUACCUUAUUCAUAAGUUCCUCUUGACAUUAAAUUAACACAGAGAUGUGAUUGUGUGUUUGGAAUUUUGUUUAAACUGUUGUGGGAACGUCAUCUGUUGUACAAAUGAUAAAUGUAAUUUAAAAUGUUGUACUAAUCUUAGAGUAUUUAAUUUACUUGUAUUACCUCAUCCACACCAGUCCUCAUUUAUUUACAACAUUUUAUGUAACAUUUAUGUUUUUUUACUUUGUUUUGUUUUUCUGAGGAGGCAGAAAACAACAUAAUUUUUUAGUUCUUGGUCCUUUGUGACAAUGUUGCAUUUAAUGUAGGUAAUAUUUGAUUAAACAGCUAUUUAUACGUACACAAAUAUGAAAUAAUAACCUAAUUCAUGUAGUGAGUAAUGAUACAGCAUUUUUCACAAACUUGUGUGUGUGUGUGUAUAUAUAUAUAUAUAUAUCACAGCUAGCAUUGUAUUUCUUCCUCUCUUGCCUCUAGUAAAGUAUAUAAAAUAAUUCCCAAACUUCUGUUUAAAAAAAAGUGAAUCAAUUGAAAACUAUUGAACAACCAAAAAUUUAGGAUACCCCUUAAAAACAUCUUGAGUAAAAUGCUACUAGCAGAGUUUUUAUAUCUAUAUAACAAGAGAUAUUAUUUUACUGAUUCAAUAGAUUGGGCAGCUAAACCAUCAAGUAAUGAUAGUUUCUUUUAGUAUUUGAUUCCAUGACACAUCUGAUUAAUAAUGUACUUUAUUUAAAGUUUUUGGUAGUUAAUGAAUUUGUAAUAAUUGAUAAUAAACCCUUUUUACAAUCUCAAA
Messenger RNA from Limulus polyphemus (Atlantic horseshoe crab), 4380 nucleotides. RefSeq names its product signal peptide peptidase-like 3. The coding region runs from base 259 to 1563 and encodes 434 amino acids. Gene Ontology annotation, cellular component: lumenal side of endoplasmic reticulum membrane; Golgi-associated vesicle membrane; cytoplasmic side of endoplasmic reticulum membrane. The transcript is spliced from 15 exons. Gene Ontology annotation, biological process: membrane protein proteolysis. NCBI's taxonomy places the organism in Eukaryota, Metazoa, Arthropoda, Merostomata, Xiphosura, Limulidae. Gene Ontology annotation, molecular function: aspartic endopeptidase activity, intramembrane cleaving. The record is from RefSeq and is a predicted model, not a curated record.